AUGAUGGUGCUGUGGAUCCUGGGCCUUCCGGCCACGUGGCGUGCCGGGUGGGCUUGGCAUGACCCCGUCUCGUGGCUGCGUGGGCGCCUCGGGGGCUACGUGUUCACGGGGUCGGCGUACCUGAUGAUGGUAGGGUUCGCAUACAUUGACGCGAAGGGUCUGGUCUACCUACACUCGGAUUUCCCGCAGAUCCACCCUGACCACAAUACGACACGCUUUCCGGUGCACGUACCGCACGAGCCCGUUUUCCGGAUGGUGGCUUGGUGGUUUGUGGUCACGAUCUCCCUCGCGGUCUGGCACGCGGUGCAUCGGCGUUUCAAAGAGCACAGGAGGUGGAUGUUGCGCCACGUUGCGUCUGGCAUCUGGGUCGCCGUGCAGAGGCUCGUUGUGAUACUCGUCAGCUCCGCGACUCCUGCAGACCAGAAGAAGACUUUCGGCGACGGCGCACUGAUCGGUGUGGCGCUGGCCUGUUCUGCGGCGGAGAUCGCGGUUUGGAUUCCAAACUGGCGCGGUUUCCUCAUCUUUAUUUUGCGGGAUGAUAUGAAGAUGGAGACGUGGGCGAUGCGCAUUACAGUUCAGCGCCGCCUCGGCCUCCCGCUCGAUGUUGCCUGCCAGGCGGUGGAGGCGGGCAAGAAGGCGCCAAACGGCAAGCCGCACGAAGAACUCGGCGAUGCCGCAAUGGUCAACCCGCGUGCGAAGCACGCGACACGACACAAAUACCUGCUCAAACGACUCGUCAAGACCCUUCGCUCGGCGUGGGGCAUGCUCAUCGAGAUGGAGCCGACUGCACACCUCAGUUACAGUAACCCAAAACAACCUGACGUGGCGGCGGCGAACAUCGGCAAAGGGCAUGUGCGCCUCGUUGGCGACUUGAAACUGACGAGCUCGCUUGCGUGCAAGGGUGGCGAUCGGCUCGGCUGGAAGGGGGCUUUUGUCGCCUUCGGCAACACCGAGCGGGCGCUGCUCGGGUCACUUAGUGGCGACUACCGGUUCGCGCGGGAGAAGAAUUGCGACCUGCGUUUGCUCGACUUCGAGACGUUCGGCGGCUUCGGGGACGGCGUCCGCAGAAUUCUUCGGCAGGCGGCGGACCAGCUGAGUAACAAACUUUCGCACGCUCAGCACCUCGAUGAGGUCACAUGGACCACCAAGAACUGGCACGGGCUGCAGAUGCAGCGCUUGUCUGUCGUUCUCCACACCGCUGUGGCGUGGCAGACGGUGAACGAGCUAGCGUGCGGGGACAGCGGCAUUGUGCACGGAGCUAAGUGCAUUGCCGUUCUUAACGGAGUCGCUUAG
Molecule: messenger RNA, 1293 nt
Organism: Emiliania huxleyi CCMP1516
Lineage: Eukaryota; Haptophyta; Isochrysidales; Noelaerhabdaceae
Exons: 4
Coding region: 1-1293 (430 amino acids)
Source: RefSeq, a predicted model, not a curated record